UUCCAUCAAGAGUGCAUAGCAGGACAGAAGAUGGCUUCAGCUAGACUUCUGUGUGUUGUUAGGCAAGACUUAUACCAGCCAAUGCAAAGUUUAAUAUCAAGAAACUUAUUCCGAAAGCAACAAAUUAAAGCCCUAGUAUGUCCAUGUAGUUUUUAUACCUCACAAACCAAAGAUUUUUCAGAAGCAAGAGUAGAAGUCAGGAAUGGCUUGUCAGUGUUUACAGUGCCUUUACCUUCCAGGAGAGAGGAAUGUGAAUUCACCCUCAAACCAGUCUCCCAGACAGUGGGGGAUCUUCUCCACUACAUGAUGCUGGAGGAUGGGGGCAUUGAUAGGGCAGCUGUGUAUACUGAUGAUGGUGUCAGGAUAUCUCGAUCCACAACUAUAGAUGUUUUGUUAAGGAACAGCUUUAAACUUGUGAUAAAUAGCACAGAGUAUGACAUAAAGGCUCCAGAAGGAUUUGAAGCUGCAACGAGUGAAGAUAUAAAAGAGCUGUCCGAUGCCAAGAACCUAAUUGCUCAUCUUUACUCAACAAUGAAUGUCGAACAACAUCAGAUAGAGAAAGAGAAAGAACUCCUGCAGAAACUAGAAAACCUCAAACUAGAGUUACUUCCCAUGGAAAAACAAAUGGAUACACUAAAUGCCAUGGCCAAGCGCCGUACAGAGAUUUUAUCCUGGGCGGGUCUGGCUGCUAUGGGGAUACAGUUUGGGUUCCUGGCCAGGCUGACAUGGUGGGAUUAUUCCUGGGAUAUUAUGGAACCUGUCACGUACUUUGUGACCUAUGGAACAACCAUGGCCAUGUUUGCAUACUUUGUUCUCACUAAACAGGAGUACAACUUUGUGGAGGUAAAAGAUCGACAACACUUGCUCUCUGUACACGGCAACGCAAAGAAGACAGGACUCGAUGUAGCUAAAUAUAAUGAACUGAAGGAGGCCACCGCUAAGCUUGAGUAUGAUAUCAAACGGCUGAGAGACCCCUUACAGCUCCAUGUACCAAUGAUGGACCCACCAAAAACACUGAAGUGAAGACUCUCUAGUACAAGAGUAACAUGGCAUUAACUAACUAGAAGAUUGCAUUGGUUAGGUUGGGUUAAGAUUUAGUCUGUUCAAUUAACAUAGGUGUAUACAACUUGUAGUCUUUCUCUUUUUUUCCCUCUAUAAACUUAACAGAUUUAUUGAGAUUUGAACAAUUUUUUAUUGGAUCCUUACAAAAAAAAAUCAAAUUACUAGUAUAUUGAAUAAGUUAAUAUUAUGCUCGCCAGGUCCUUUCACUGAACAGAACUAAACCCUAUUGUGUUGUUUACCACCAGAAAGAAGUAUUUUAUUUAUUGAGCCCUAAAGUGUUAAAGAAAGUAGAUGCAGCAAAACAAGGUCAAAGUAUCAACCCUUUUUGUAAUUUUUUUUUUCCAAAGACCUUGGUUUUUCAAGGUUAUUAUAGUUGGUGAGCAAAGUCAGAUCAAAUCCCCAAAUCAAGAAAAAAUCACAAGGUUUAAAGAACAAAAAAUUGAAUAUAAGAGAUUGUAGGCAAUGAUAAGGUCAUUACGAAGCAGUAGCGUUCUGUCUGGGCAGCCACUGUGCAAUUUUUGUUCACUAGUCACUUGAUGGCCAGUUCUAAAAUUUAUAAUGAGAACAGAGACAUUGGUAAGAAUUUCGAUAAUGCCUGCUGAAUGAAGACAAUCUCAAUAUUAAUGCAGUGAGAACAUUUUGUGUCCCAUCAGUUUUCGUCAAGUUUUCGCCUUCCACUGAUGGCCCCUGAUUGUGUUACAGUUGUCAACAGUAAUUCACUGCCUACCACCAUUGUAAACAUCAUAACUAAAAUAACUCGAGCUUCUUAGAUUUUCAAACAUUUAUGCAUUCAGUGAGGGAGCUCCAGCAACACAAAACAAAUUGCAAAAAACAAAUUGCAAGUCUUCACUUAAUUAAUGUAGAAGGGCAAGAAGAUCAAAUGACAGAAAGAUUUGGAGAAACACUGGUUUAAUUUGUACAUUGAAGAGGAAUUAAAUUAUUUAAAAUAAGAAUGUGCACAUGUUUUGAUUCAAUGCAUUUAUUACAAAGCCACUGAAUUUCAUAAAUUUAACUUUUAGUUUGUUUCUAAAAUGAUUCAUUGAAAUUUUCUCAACCUCUUUUACAUGUAUUGCUUAAAAACUCUCUACUUAGAUGCUACAAUAAAUACUUCAUCACCAAGAUUUGACUGUAAGGUUAAUAGCUGGAAAAUGUUCCUCCAAUUUUUAAGAUUUCUGUACUUCAAAGUUUUAAUAUACAUGUAUAUAUAUUAAUGUCACAAACAAAUUGUACAUUUGAAAGUAAAGUUACAUAAGAGUUCACUUUCAUUCAUUUCCUAUGAUUUUAUAACCUUUUCCAUGAUAUAGUGCUAUCCAUCUGUUUAUACUGUAAAAUUUAUUCCAUGCUUCCAUUUUGUUUUAGUUUAAAACUUGCUUUACAUUGUAUUUAUAUUAAGUUUAUAUCUUGUUAGCAUUGUUAAUUGUUUACCCAGAAUAUGAAUUCAGAUGAUAUAAUAUGUACUUACUGCUGUAAGGGUACAAACACAAAAUUUUAUUGCAUAUUAUAAUCGAUUAUUUAGGUAGGUGGGAUAUAUAUAACUAAAGAAAUGUUCUUUCAUAGCUGUUUUUAUAUGAGCACAGAAUGAUUUUUGUUUGGUUAUUUCUACAUUUGUAAAGUUGUAACUCACUUUACCUCUAUAGCAGUACAUAUCAUAAUAUCAUAUUACUGAAGUGUAAUGCUGCAUAAGUCUUUAAAACUGAAUUAAGUUUUAAAUUAUUUUGCAUUUCUUGGAAGUGAAAAGUAGGUCAAGUUAAUGACCAGUGGACGAGUGUAGCAAUGGUUUUGUAAAGUAGUCCUAACAUGCACAAAUACCAAUUACUUCAGAAUCUGCACAAUUGUGAAUGAAUUCAACACAAUGUGAUACAAAAUGAGAUAUUUUUCUACACCCCUUUAUCUCCUGUCCCCGUAGUUUAUGUAUACAGUAGAUCCUCCUUUGGGAGAGUCCCUAUUGCUUAAUUGUAAGUUUUUUCCUUGUUAUGCAAUACAUCAUGUAGGACUUACCCCGGUUUAUUUUUAGCUCCGUUAAUUUUUCUUUUCUAGUAGACCAAGACCAUUUGUUAUUAUUUAUUUCUGUUUGUACCAUUUGUUGGGAUGACCUGUUUUCACCCCAGUAAGGACCACUUGCACUUCAACAUCUUAGGGCCAAAAAGUUUUAUGUUUUUUAUCUGAAAUACCAUUACAUAUAAUAAAAUAGCAAAAUUCAGAAAGAAUUGAGCAUUUAAGUCAGAGAGCAUUUUCCUUGACAAUGUACUGUAGUUCAAAAUAAAAGUUUAAAUAGUAGAAAAUGUGUUAAAAUGUUUGUAAACAUGAAUCAUUUUUACUCCCUUUAAAAUUAUUUGAAGAUACUUGCUUUUGAUGUGAACAAAAAAGCAGCAUUUCUUUUAUUCAGAUAUGACUGAGAAGUUACAGAGAUUAUUGGUACAGGGAUGUUAUUGGGGUGAAAACAGUACUUGUGAUAAUCAUUAUUUUUCGUUAGAUAUUUAUGCACCUGAUUCCCUAUGGUGAUGUCUUUACAUUUUCCUGGGGUAAUUCUAGAAAGAUUUCUUUAUAUAUACACUAGUGUCUCUUAUUAUUUGUCCUUCAAGUGUAAGUAUCAGUUAGGACUUUUUAUAUUAAAAAUUUUGAACAAUGAA
Molecule: messenger RNA, 3692 nt
Organism: Saccostrea cuccullata (small rock oyster)
Lineage: Eukaryota; Metazoa; Mollusca; Bivalvia; Ostreida; Ostreidae
Product: calcium uniporter protein, mitochondrial-like
Exons: 7
Coding region: 31-1023 (330 amino acids)
Biological process (GO): mitochondrial calcium ion homeostasis; calcium import into the mitochondrion
Cellular component (GO): uniplex complex; mitochondrial inner membrane
Molecular function (GO): uniporter activity; calcium channel activity
Source: RefSeq, a predicted model, not a curated record